AUGGGCCUACAAUCCAAUUCCGUGGCGUUGCGAGUGGAGAAAAAGUUGGCUGGCAAGUUGGGCCAUCGUUCCGUGGCCAAGCACAUUCUGCCUGAUGAAGUUCUCGAAGCAAUCGACGGUUUUCAACAGAUUCUGGUCGAAUUUUACUCGCAAAAGGAGGCCGAAAAGGUAAGUGAAUAUAAUUUAUGGGUUUGGCGGGGAAUUUUAUGUUUUUACUAAUUUUUGGAGCAAAAUGGAUGUUGUACUUGAUUCUUGAGGAAACUGUAGGUAUUUUAAACGUUUUUAAGUUAAUAAAAGGUUGCAACAAGUUUUAGAUUUUAAAGUUUUGUUGUUUUAAAAGGUUGAUUCAUAGUUUUUCAAGAAUCAAGUGUAAAUAUUGUUUUUCUUUUCAAAUUUAUAUUGCUUUAGAUAGGUCUUGCUUUUCCCCAUUUAAACUACUUAUCUUGACUAACGUAUACCAUAAUGGCUUCAAUAUACAUCACAAACUCUUAAUUUUCGUAUUUUAGGUAAUUUCCGGUGUGAUCAAGACUGUAAUGAAGCUUGGGAUCAUGUUCCAAGAGCCCGCCAACAUUGACAACAAUCUGGACAUGCUCAUGAACAUGCAGACCAAGCUCAGGAACCUGUUCAUGACCGUCCAGUCAUUCCAUCAAGUCGACUACAGCUACUCCAGGAAUCACUUGUUCCUGAUCAUGGACGAUGCCAGAGAGGCCUUGUUGGUUGUGGUUCAGAAGUUACUGAGUCCAAAAUCUUCGCUUCGAGUCGAUUUCAUAUUCGAGAAGCUGAGGAACGCCGAGAUGAUGGACGAGUUCUUCAAGGUUGGCGGCAGGUUCGAACCGAACAGGGAGAAGUUGAUCUACGCGGUGGAUAUGAUCGUUCCAUGA
This is a messenger RNA of Bursaphelenchus okinawaensis, 881 nucleotides long. The record is from the annotation of a GenBank genome assembly. Lineage: Eukaryota; Metazoa; Nematoda; Chromadorea; Rhabditida; Aphelenchoididae.